Molecule: messenger RNA, 1878 nt
Organism: Salvia miltiorrhiza (redroot sage)
Lineage: Eukaryota; Viridiplantae; Streptophyta; Magnoliopsida; Lamiales; Lamiaceae
Exons: 3
Coding region: 292-1548 (418 amino acids)
Source: RefSeq, a predicted model, not a curated record
AAAUAUUAGACCGUUACGCAAGAAUGGUCCCAUGAUAAAGCUUGUCACUUUUGCAAUGACAGCGCCUACUCCCUAAUAUUUGUUUCACAAAAAUUCAAGAUUUUCCAGUGUGGCCAAUCGAUUCUUGCUGCUAAAUUAUAUAUAAUCAUAUUUACUCACACAACUUUAUUUUUUUAAAAUUAUAUUUUUAUUAUUGAUGGCAAGCUGAAGGAUUUCCACUCACUUGGGCUGACAGAUCAUCAAGCAUGUGAAAUUGUAUAUGAGUGCUUUCUUCAUUUCCAUCAUUAAUCCAUGGCUAGUGAGACUGUUGCUGUUUCCUCAGAUCAUCCUGCCCCUUCUGAGUCCGAGGGAUUUGAGAAAGAAGUGGUGAAGAAAAUUGAAGCAGAAAAUGAUGCUUCUCACCCAGCAAAGGAAAGUGUGGAGAGUAAAAUAACUGAGGAAUCAACAUGUGAAGCAGAAGCAAAGAUAGAGGAGAAACAAAUUGAGGGUCAUGAUGUAGCAGAAGAGCCAAAAACUGUGGCAGAGGAAAAGAUUGAAGAUAAGGCAGUUUCUGCUGAGGAUGAGAAGGCGGCUCCCGAGUCGUCAGCUCAAGAAAAGGUCGAUGAUGACAAGACCGUUGAAGAGGAAUCAACUCAAGAAAAGGCCGAGGACAAGAAGCCUGCUGAAGAUAAGGCAGUUUCUGUUGAGGAUGAGAAGGCGGCUCCCGAGUCAUCAGCUCAAGAAAAGGUCGAUGAUGACAAGACCGUUGAAGAGGAAUCAACUCAAGAAAAGGUCGAGGAAAAGAAGCCUGUUGAAGAGGACAAGAAAGUCGAGGAUGUUCCAGUGGUAGAAGCACCUCCGGAGAAAGCAGAACCCGUGCCUGUUCUUGCUGAGAAGCAAGUGGAGGAGAAGUGUGCCGAGCUUAGUGAAGGGAAGUUGGAGGAACCAGCAAAAGUUGCUGAUGUGCCGGAGUCCUUAGCUGCUGAGGUGGUUGUUGAGAACAAAGGCGAAGAAACGCCUGCCCAAGUGGUGGAAGAAGCUGCUCCUGCUGUGGAGGAGGCGGUUGAGCAAGUCGAGAAAGGGAUUCCGGAAUGUUCUGUUGACAAGGCUGAGGAUGCCAAGUUGCCAAAGGAGGAAGAAACUAAUCUCUCUGAAGCUCCUGCUGCUGCCCAAGUAGAAGAAAAGGAAGCUGUAUCUGAUCUGAUUGAUGAAGGGAAUGUAAAAACAGAGGAGAAAUCCACUGAGGCUGAGAAGAUUGAACCAAAAAGUGAUGAUGUGGCUGAAGAGAAAAGUGUUGUAGCUGAAGAAAAGCCACAAGAUGAAAAGGCAUGCGAAGACGAGGCUACGCCCAAAGACAUCAAAUUGGAAGAGAAACCAGUUGAUGAGACAGCAAAGGAGGAGGCUAAGUUGGAGGAUGUUCCUAAAGAAGGCGUGGCGGUGAAGACUCAGAAGCAAUCUCUUGUGAAGAUUGUGAAGCAGUCGCUGGUGAAGGCGAGGAAAGCGAUCAUUGGGAAGUCGAACAACUCAAAGACGCCGGCUGCAGAGCAAAAGGAUGGUGCCAAGGCUUGAAUGAAGUGAAGAUGGUGGUGAUGUGGUUUGUUUCUUUGUGUGAUAAGUUGCAGUUUGUGAAGGUUUGUGUCUGUGUAUGUCUGGUGUUGGAUUGCUUGGCUGCAUGAGUUGUUGCAGUGUUAGAUAAUAUAUUCUACUAGUGUCAUGCUAAAUAUAUUAUGCAGACACAACAAGGUUUUUUUUUCCCUUUUUCUUUUCUUUUUUUUGUUUUUCUGAUAUAAUGUUUUAUUCAUUUGUUGGGUUUGUGUAUUUAUGCGAUGCAAUAUUCAAUUUAUUGGUCCAUGGGUGUAAAUACAUUUUAUUUUAGUAUUGACUGUUUUCAGUAUUAAA